AUGAUCCCGUACAUCAACAUACCGUUUGACUACGUGUCUGGUCUACUUGGUGCUUCUACGGACGAACUGAAAUUGAUAUCCUCCUUCCUAAUAUCAUACCCACUCGCGGCCGUUCUGAAGCGAUUACCGGACGACAAACCAUGGCUGAAGAAUGUGUUCAGCAUUUCAGUCGGCGUCUUCUUCGUCAUCGGCCUCUUCGACCUCUGGGGCGGCCUCUUCACCCUCACCCUCGACGCCGUAGCCACAUACGCCAUAGCCGCCUACAUCCAAGGCCCCUACAUGCCAUGGAUCGGCUUCGUCUGGCUCAUGGGCCACAUGUCCGUCAGCCACAUCUACCGGCAAAUGAUCAACAACCCUAGCGCGGUCGAUAUCACCGGUGCGCAGAUGGUCAUGGUCAUGAAGCUGAAUGCUUUCUGCUGGAAUGUCUGGGAUGGGAAGCAGAAGCAGGCCGAUCUCACGGAUGCUCAGAAGGAACGCAUGCUUACUGGGCUGCCCUCUGCUCUGGACUAUGCUGGGUUCGUGGCUUUCUUUCCUUCGCUCAUGGCGGGGCCAGCGUUUGACUAUGUGGAUUAUCACCGCUGGCUGAAUACGUCGAUGUUUGAUCUGCCUCCCGGGACGGAUCCUAUGAAGGCGCCAGUGACUCGCAAAAAGCGCAAGAUCCCACGCAGUGCUACUCCAGCUAUGCUCAAGAUGGCCUCUGGCCUUGGCUGGAUCCUUCUCUUCCUCCAGAUGUCAAAGUAUCACAAUCCUCAGGUAAUCCUAAGCGACAAGUACAUGACCUACAACUUCUUCUGGCGAGUCUACCAUCUCCACAUGAUGAACUUUGUCACCAGGAUGAAGUACUAUGGCGUGUGGUCGCUCACCGAGGGCUCUUGUAUUCUUUCUGGCAUCGGCUACCAAGGGAUCGAUCAAAAGACAGGCAAGGCGAGAUGGGACCGCUUGACCAACAUCAAGCCUGCUGGAGUUGAGCUUGCGCAAAACAGCCAUGCGUAUCUGGGGAAUUGGAACAUCAACACAAACCAUUGGCUGCGGAACUACAUCUACCUCCGUGUCACGCCAAAAGGAAAGAAGCCAGGUUUCCGAGCCAGCAUGGCCACCUUCGUGACGAGCGCCUUCUGGCAUGGCUUCGAGCCCGGCUACUACAUGACCUUUGUGCUUGCGAGCUUCAUCCAGAACGUCGCGAAAAACGCCCGCCGCCUCCUCCGCCCCUUCUUCAUCGCCCCUGACGGCAAAACCGGCACACCCUACAAACGAUACUACGACAUCGCCACCUGGCUCAUCACCCAACUCGCCUUCUCCUUCACCACCACUCCCUUCAUCCUCCUCUCCAUCCACGACAGCAUGACGGCCUGGGCACGCGUCUACUUCUACUGCGUCAUCGGCGUGACCGCUUGCUCCGUCUUCCUCGUCACACCUGGUAAAGCUUACCUGCAGAAACAAGUAAAAGCGCGGAGUUCCCGCCCGCAACUGCAGAGGGGCGAGAGCCAGGAGGGUGAUGUGACGUUGGGGGUGCCGAGUGAGCCGGGCCGGGAGUUUGAUGAGAUGGUGGAUGAGAUUAUGGAGGAGGUGAAGCGAAGGCAGGGGAGUGGGACGGUGCCGGAUGGGAUGGAGUUGAGGAAGAAAGUGGAGGAGACGUUGCGGUCGAAGACGGGGCAAGGGAAGGGGAAGGAGUCGUAG
Messenger RNA from Saxophila tyrrhenica, 1677 nucleotides. It is a transcript of the gene ale1, whose product is annotated as Lysophospholipid acyltransferase. Gene Ontology annotation, molecular function: 1-acylglycerophosphocholine O-acyltransferase activity; 1-acylglycerol-3-phosphate O-acyltransferase activity. The transcript has 5 exons. Gene Ontology annotation, biological process: lipid modification; glycerophospholipid biosynthetic process. NCBI's taxonomy places the organism in Eukaryota, Fungi, Ascomycota, Dothideomycetes, Mycosphaerellales, Extremaceae. The record is from RefSeq and is a predicted model, not a curated record. Gene Ontology annotation, cellular component: endoplasmic reticulum; membrane. Bases 1 to 1677 code for a protein of 558 amino acids.